Messenger RNA from Acipenser ruthenus (sterlet), 8549 nucleotides. RefSeq names its product glutaminase kidney isoform, mitochondrial. Bases 127 to 1902 code for a protein of 591 amino acids. Gene Ontology annotation, biological process: L-glutamine catabolic process. NCBI's taxonomy places the organism in Eukaryota, Metazoa, Chordata, Actinopteri, Acipenseriformes, Acipenseridae. The record is from RefSeq and is a predicted model, not a curated record. Gene Ontology annotation, molecular function: protein binding; glutaminase activity. The transcript is spliced from 15 exons.
AGUGGAUCGAGAUGUUGCGAAUGAGUCAUUUCACAGAAACUGGAACAGGGCGACUGUUGUGGCAGUUUCUUAUUUGUCUUCGUUUUAGAAUUACAUUUAAAGUAACUACCGCUACGAGAUUAAAACAUGCUACAAUUCAGGUCUUUCGUAGUGUUAAAGGAAUUGUUUCAGUCCAGUUUAAAUCGUCCUUUGCCGGGUAUUGGUAAAAAUAAAACGUUAGCAGUCUCCUACUGCUUUAGUACUGCCUGCCCCGAUCUCAAAGUGGUGUCUAAAUUCAAGUACCACCACGCCGGGCGGUACAGACAAUUGCUUCAGCCGUCAGCCUGGAGCAGAUCCCUGGGAACCGGCUACAUGGGUUUGUGCACCAAAUCGGAAGACGUGGUAUCUGCUAAUCAGCAGCAAAAGCUUGAUAAUAUUAGCAGCAAAGAAGCAGCUUCAGAAAAGAGAAGAAAAGCAGGUAUUUUGCCCAGCCUAGAGGAUCUCCUGUUCUACACAAUUGCAGAAGGACAAGAAAGGAUCCCUGUUCAUAAGUUUAUCACUGCUUUAAAAGCUACAGGAUUGAGAACUGGAGACCCAAGGCUGAAGGAAUGCAUGGAUGUGCUGAGACUGACCCUUCAGAACACUUCUGAUGGAGUGAUGCUUGACAAAGAGCUCUUUAAAAAGUGUGUACAGAGCAACAUUGUGCUGCUGACUCAGGCUUUCAGGAAGAAAUUCGUCAUUCCAGAUUUCGUGCCUUUCACUUCACACAUCGACGAACUCUACGAGAGUGCCAAAAAGCUGUCUGGAGGGCAGGUUGCCGAUUAUAUUCCCCAGCUUGCCAAGUUCAGUCCGGACUUGUGGGCAGUUUCUCUUUGCACAGUGGAUGGACAAAGGCAUUCGGUUGGAGAUACGAAGGUCCCAUUUUGCCUGCAGUCCUGUGUGAAGCCUCUAAAGUAUGCCAUUGCUGUGAAUGACCUUGGCACGGAGUAUGUACACAGAUAUGUUGGUAAAGAGCCCAGCGGAUUACGAUUCAACAAACUGUUCCUGAAUGAAGAUGACAAGCCUCACAACCCCAUGGUGAAUGCUGGAGCGAUCGUGAUAACUUCCUUGAUAAAGCAGGGGGUGAGCAAUGCAGAGAAGUUUGAUUAUGUGAUGGAUUUUUUAAAUAAAAUGGCUGGUAAUGAAUAUGUUGGCUUCAGUAAUGCAACGUUUCAGUCUGAACGGGAAACUGGAGAUAGGAAUUUUGCUAUAGGCUACUACCUAAAAGAGAAAAAGUGUUUCCCAGAAGGCACAGACAUGACUGGAGUGUUGGAUUUUUACUUCCAGCUGUGCUCCCUUGAAGUGACCUCUGAGUCAGCCAGUGUAAUGGCAGCGACAUUGGCCAAUGGUGGAUUCUGUCCAAUUACUGGAGAACGAGUGCUGAGCCCUGAGGCUGUCAGGAACACGCUAAGUUUGAUGCACUCGUGUGGCAUGUAUGACUUUUCCGGGCAGUUUGCUUUCUACGUGGGACUUCCAGCUAAAUCUGGUGUUGCCGGUGGUAUUCUACUCGUUGUACCCAAUGUGAUGGGUGUCAUGUGCUGGUCGCCUCCACUGGAUAAACUUGGCAACAGUGUCAGGGGCAUUCAGUUCUGCACAGAUCUGGUAUCGUUGUGCAAUUUCCACAAUUACGACAAUCUGAGGCACUUUGCAAAGAAACUUGACCCCCGCAGGGAGGGUGGGGACCAAAGGCAGCAUCCCAAAGGACCAAUGGACUAUGAAAGUCUUCAGCAAGAGCUAGCUCUUAAAGAUACUCUGUGGAAAAAAGUGUCACCUGAGUCCAAUGAGGACACAUCUACAAGUGUAGUGUAUAGAACGGAAAAUGUGGCGACCGCAGCUAAUGAGAGGGGUCUCGUUUCAAAAUGCUUGACAUCUCUAGUUCACUAAACCAGUUUUAAAAAGUAUUUAUUCCAUUUGGGACUUGUAGGUUAUUGUAAUUAUUGUAUUGUGCAACACUGUGUACACCUCUCUUGCUUGCUUACUUGCACUUAUUAUAUAUGUGUGCUUUAAUUGUGUAAAUACAUCUGAAUACCAAAGACCAGGAGGAAAGUUGGAGCUUACAAUGUGUGUUAUCCCAAUUGUGCUUUAAGUUAUUAAAGUUUGUAAAUGGUGUAAUACAUUUACACUUAUUUUAAGAACACAACCCAAAGAAAGGAAAGGUAUAUGAAGUAAGUGCAUUAUAGGAUAAUUCACAUUAAUCUUGAAACUAGUGUUAUUAUCCAUAAUAUUGCACAUGUUUCUGGUUUAUUUUUAUUGAUUCCAUAUUUAUUUAUAAGUUAUUUCAUGGAGAAUAGGGUUACAGUUUUUCAACUACUAGAAAAUAGGUCUUAAAGCACAGGGGUGUGCAAUUCAUACUGCCCGACACCUGGAUAACAGGAUUUAUGUGAGGGACAAAGCUAGCUGUGGAAAAAGCUGAUCUUCUAUUGGUUACAAAGAAGCCCAGAAAUGGCUGCCAAGGGACAGACUAAUCUUUUAAACUGAAGGUAUUAAUUACGUUUUUUGUAGCAAAUCAGUGAUACUGCUUUCUUAAUACACAAACCAAACAUUUAAAUUCAGCAAUCUAGUAAAGUUUAAAAAGAAAAAAAGAAAAGAAAAGAAAAAAAUUGUCUUUGCAGAAUUUGAUGGAGCCAACUGUAAAUGUUGCAUGCAUUUUAUUAGAAAAACUGACCAGUUAUUCAAUAGUCCUUCAUAAAUCUGGGGUUCAGCAGUUACAAAACUGAAAGAACGUCAAGAAAAAUCAGAAUUCCACAAAGCAGCAGUAAUAGUUGGCAAUGAUUUCUUAUCUGUGAUGCAACAAACUAAAUAAAACACCUAUACAUCAGGAGAUGGAUUCAGCUUAUAGCGAAAGUGGGGGGAAAAACAGACAGAAGCUAUUUUUAUAUUUGAAUAAAUCCCAAAUAUUGCUUAUUAUAGUUGUACCCUUAGUAUGUUACUUAAAUUGACUAGCACAUGUGUUCUAAACUGUACUGAAAGGAUCAUUUCCUUAAAGUAUGUUAUACAUUUGUUGGAACCUUUGUGUAUCUUGAAGAAUUUAGUGAACAGGUCAAGCUACAAGGCUGAUUGAUUGAUUGUGUUCACUGUUAAAUAAAACCAAAAUCCUCCAAGUUCUGUUCUGCAUUUUUGUGUGAGCUUUGUGCGACGGGGAGGGGGCAAGUAGAUUUUUAAGAAGGACAAGUAGAUUUUUCUAGCAUUUUGUCCCUUGGACAAGGAGUUUUUUUCCAAAAAUUGCACACCCCUGAAGCAGUUUUCUACUCAAAGGGAAAAUCUUAUAUACUUUCCUUGUAUAGCAUCAGUAUUUGCUAUACCUACGUUAAAUAUUUUAAAAUAGCAGCCAUUUGCACAAAAUGUUUUCUCGCAUGCCUUUGUUUUAAACUUGCAGCAUAUGCAGAGGGUCCUUAUAGGAGGUACUGUAAAUCCAGUACAUUGCUUUAGACAAUGCUAUAGAGGUCCUAAAUGUGCUGCAGGGUAUUAUGCACCUGAUAAAUGUACUUUCUCUAGACUUUGUACAAUGAGAAAAUAAUAAUUCAAAUCAUGCAGAAACAUCCUUUCUGCUGUUCAUGUGGAAGAAAUAAAAACUGACUUUGUAUAUAAAACAUGAAUACCGUGAGAUCAUUGUUUUGUAAUUUCAGUAUACAGAAAGAGUUAUUAUUCUAACUUUUGUGUGUGUGUGUGUAAAAGAAGCACAACUAUAUUCUUUUUUUUCAAAUGUAAUUGUUUUAAUAUAGUAGGUUUUUCUGUUACCAGUAUAGGAACAAAAAAAAAAACUAAAGUCCAAAUGCCUUACGAAUAUUGUCUUGAGCUAUCUUGAGACAAAAACAUGCCGUGAACUGGAAAGAUAAUGAAGGAAUUAGGCCUAUAUUGUGGACCGUUUUAGUGACAGGGUUUUAAAUAGUGGAAAUAACCAAUUUGGUGUGAAAAGGAGCAUUUUUUUUCAUUUAAGUAGGAUGAAAAAUACUGCACAUAUAUAAUUUGCUACAAUGGGUUUUUGCAAUCAUUUUCACCAGAAUACAGAGAUAGCAAGGUUUUAUUAGAAAUGUUGUUUUUGUUUGCAUGUUCUAAGUGCUAUGUUGCAUAUUUAUCUUUAUUUUGUUAUGUUUGAGACAAUACUGUCAUGUUUGCUUUUGCAUUUUUUUUUUUGCAUGAUUGUUUUGCAGCAUGACUAUUUUGUAUUGUUUUAAUAAAUUAUUUUAAAUCCCACUUUCAUGUUUUACAUUUUUUUUUUUUUAAUUCAUGGUUAAAAAAAUGAAUGCUUGAUUUGUCAAAGUGAUGUGAUUUCAAGUCUGACUAGUUCAUGGAUGUAUUUAUAAACAUAUCUGUAAUUGUGUCACUUUUAAACUGACCAAAAACCUGGGUUUGAGGGGGUGAAUGUUUUUCUCUUCGCGCUGCAUGGUGGGCUAUGCAUUCACAAAUGCAACAUCAUUUAAAAAUUGAAAAUACUGGUAGAACUUGCAUUUUGUCAUUGAAUAUUUCUAACACCAAACAAUCCCAACACCCUAUUCUAGGAUUCAGUUGUUAAAUGCUGCAAUCAUUAUUUUGGUACUGUUAUUCUCUGUAUGUUCAAGAAACAACUGUAGAUGUAAAUAUUUCUUGCUCCAAGUUGUUGGUCACUUUCUCAGGUCCAGUGGACAAACGUUUCAGCACAUGUUUUAGUGGAGACAUCAUCUGAAAUGGUUGUCUGCUUGCGUUUUAUCAGAAUUAUUUUGUUUGUCUCAAACUAAAAAGAAAAGCUUUAUACACUUAAUGUACAUCAUUGUCACACAUAUAAAUGUUUUACUUUGCAAUAUUCUACGCUUCCUGUUCCUUAAUUAAUUAGACUUUGCUGUGCCAAUAAAAUGGUCUCCCUGUUUUCAAAUUAAUGGAGAGCUUUGAAGUAUAGAUCAUUUCCUUUUUGAUGUGUACUUUCACUUUGCAGCUCCACAGAUUAUUGAUUCAAGUCAGAAGUUGCAAGGGGUUGUUAGGAUUAUGAAUUGUUUAACUCCUCAAUUGAAUGUUUCUAUAUUAGUAAGAUUCAAUCAGUUUCUCGAAGGAAUCAGAUAUUCAGUUUGCCAGGCAACAGAUACCGACUUUUAUUACUGCCACAGCACAGUUAAUAUGUAUUGAGUAAAACUUUUAUCCAGUAUUGAAGGCAGCAGCAUAAUGGGAACAGUGUAGCUUUUCAGUUUUUCCCUUGGCCUGUUAAAUCUUAGCUAGCAUCACUUUGCAUUUGCAGGCUUCAACUUGCGCUGGCUCUGUUUUUCAUACUAUUUGCUCUCCGCACCAGCAUCUGCAUGCUUUGAGUUCUGUAUCAGCCCAUCCUAUCAUAGAUGGACAAAACACUAGAAAUCAUCAUGUAUUAGGAAUGAUGCCGAAUCAAAAACAAAGGGGGGGAUUUCAUUUUUGUACAAAAAAAAAAUAAUAAUCUCCAAUGUCCCUAAUCUAUAAUAGCUACACUACUUAAUUUUUGGACAUCAUUUUCAAGUCAAAUGGGGUUGAACCCUAGUAAAAAAAAAAACAUCAUUUUGGGGUUAGAAGUCAGACCUUAUUGUUUUAACCCCUAAAUCAGAACCCCUGACUAAAUUAAAAAAAAAAUAAGAUAACUUAACUGGGGGGCUCACUGUAGAAAGAAGUCUUAGUCUUAAUAUAGGCUUAGCUGCAUUUAAUUAAAAUAAUACAACUAGGUGGGUUAACCAGAACAUUCAAGAUACAGUACAAACCGGAGAGGGUUCAGGUAAACCAGGGAAAACAAAACCAGUUUGAGUCUGUGUGCACCUGGUGACCCUGAUUUUACCUUUAUUCCCUUGUUGUCUGUGGGUAGCUCCUCUGUCUUCCUCUGUCUUCGUGCAUUGUGUUCUGUAAUCCUUCCAUUUUGGCUUCUGUGCGAUUAACAAAUGUAUGUGCUCUGCUUUGCUGAAUCAAAUGCUUUCCUGAAUCAACUAACACAGGUGUGACAUUUUAACCUGUAAAAUACGUAUUGCAUGUUAUAUUUCAAUGUGGUGGCUAAAGAAUGUAAAUUAAGCAAACUGUCCUUGGGAAAUAUUUUCUGUGGGUUCUGCUCCCUAAAUACAAGCUUGAAAAAAUAUACUCGUCAAAAAAAAGAUUUUAAUCAAUUUAAUUAUUAUUUUAAGGCGUUUUAUAUUAACAUUUUAAAUAUUAAAUCAUAUAUAUAUAUAUAUAUAAUAUAUAAUUUUUUUAAACUAUUCCAGACUGUUGGUUUUAUUUACCAAUUUGAGAAAAUCUCUUGAAUACGAAAGUAUUUUAAUAACUCGUAGUUGCAUCUUUCCAAUCAGUUAUUUUUAGCUCUAAAGGUUUUAGAAUGAUUAACAUUCAAGUCCUUCAUUGGCUUUGACAUUUGGAGACACUUCAAGGCCAUAGUCUGUCUAUAGUAAAUCUAGUUGUAAAUUGCAUCUCCAAUUCUGAACCUAAACGCUUAGGUUCAGAGCGUUCAUGUGUAUUUCCCAGGACAGUUCCCUUAAUAGUCGACUGUGCUAUUGCAGUAUGAAUUCAGUUGUUAUGGGGCAGGUAACUGCUCACUUAGAGUGAUUUGGUGUAGGUAUGGAAUACCAGAAUUAUCUUAACCAAUGUAAAGGUGUCCACUGUAAUUGGGGAAAUUUAAAUAAUACAUCAAAAAUGGACUGGCACAGUAAGUUGCAGAGAUCGCCGUAGUUCUAUAUAAUAAUUGUUUUUUGCAUGGUGAAUGUUUGUUUGGUUUUUUUUACAAUUGCUUGUUCUAUAUUUAAACAAGUUCUGCUGCAGGCUUGGUUUACACUUCCUACCACUACCUCCAGUCUGAGUCAUGAAGUGUUAUAUUAUGAAAUGAAUGGGUUUGAUCCCAUUGCCACCUUCCCACAAGGAUGUUUUUACAAGUUGCAGCUUAAUUAUUUAGUUCCCUAUAUUGUUGUAGAGUAGACUACAGGAUAAUAAAUGCACUCAACACGAGGUAUACUUCUGUUCUUCUAGCAGGGUAGUAUUGGGGGUAUUAUAAUGCUAAAGGGUGUUCUCUGUUUCCACUGUCAUCAGGUUAUUAAUAUUUGUUAUGCAUCUUCAAUAUUGAUAUUGGUGUCUGUCAUAAGGAUAUAUACUCUAAAUAAUACAGACUUGGGUACCAAUACUAUACAGGGAAAGUACCAAAGUGGUAAAUAUGAUUUGGUAAAUAUAUCAAAUGAAUAUUGCAGAUACCUAAGCUUACAGAUUGAGGGAGAUUUGCUGUAACAUCUGCCCCUGAACAACUGGUAUCUCCCUAAUUAAGAAAAGCAAAUAAAUCUCCUCUGAGAAAAAUGGGUCCCAUCGAAUGUAUGUUCAUGAGUCAAAUAACCAUGUCUCAGUUUACUGCGUAUUUGUGACUCGUGCAGCAUAGUGGUGGCUGUCAUGAGACUAUAGAUGUGGAUCUCCAUGUGACUGGCUCUCAACAGGUUCACACAGUACAAGCUGAUUUAUUGCACUGCUUUUUGAAGCACCAGCAGUCUCUUGAAACCUCUUUCUUCUUUGAUGUUAUUGCACUGUGAACAUCUUAAACAAGGACACCUACUGCCACCAAGUGGUGGUUUGAAAUAAGCACUGUUAAAGUUUAUUCAUUUGAAAUUAGCACAGAGUAUUAUAGAAUUGCAACUUAAAAUAAAGAAAACAAAGCUGUUUGCAAUUAAAAAGCAGUAUGUGUCUCUUCUACUUUCACCAUUUGCUUUAUUUUGUCACAAAACGCAAGGCGCAAUGCAUUCAUCAGUAAAGUUGUAUUUACUUUCAGCCAAAGAUAAAGGUUGUUGUUGUUGUUGUUGUUAUUAUUAUUAUUAUUAUUAUUAUUAUUAUUAUUAUUAUUAAUUACUGUAGUCAUUUAGAAGACGCUUUUAUCCAAAGUGACUUACAGAGACUAUGGGGAGAACUAUGCAUCACAACUGCUGCUGCAGAUUCAGUUACAGGCUAGCUGUAUGGGCCUCACCCUUAAGGGGUACAUACAAAAGAUGUUCCUUUUUUUAACAUGGCAAGUACCAUAUUGUACUAGUGAAAGGGUUAGUUGAACUAAAACUAACAUUGUAAAGUACUUGACUGUGUGUAUUUCAUGGUAGAGCACACACAGAAUGGUGGUUAACCGUGCUGGUAGUUUAUUUGAAGUGUCUUUAACAUACACAAUAGUAGUUUGCGAUGAUGUGUAGUUAUUUAAAUAAUGAUUUGUACAGUUGUGUGGUGAUAAUAAUGUAUUUCGCACCAGAGGUGCUGUUAAGAAUUAUUAUUAUUAUUGUUUUAAUGUUUAGGGAAAAUAAAUAAAUUGUUAAGCAUAAUGAUAAGAAUGUGUUUCAUUAGUCACCUUCUGUGUGUAACUUCCAUUUUUUACUGGUGUGUCCUAUAUAAUAAAUCCUGUGAAAUAUUAUUCAACCACUGAAGAUUUACAAAAUUGUUUGGAAAUAUUUGGAAACAACGUUGUCACUGACCCUGUUCAUAGAGUACAGAGUUAAAAAUCAAGAUAACUGGCAAGCAUAGAGCUGAGUUUAAGAGGGCUGCACAAAGACGGUCUUGAAGGUGUUGUCAUGUCAACUUUCCUCCUUUUUAAAUUCUUUUUUUUUUUU